AUGGACAUUCCAUCUUAUAUUCAAGUUUAUGUGACUACGAUAUCAAAUCAAUCUCAACCAACGAACCUAGUUUUAGUGAAGAAAUUACUUCAUCAACAAAACUUCGUUUCGUUUUAUCUUUUUAUUUCGUAUCACAUAGUUUUUGUUCGAAUUCAAACACUUUAUUAUUUAGCUGUGCUUCAACAAUAUUCACUCGAUGAUAUAUCAACAUCAAUCAACCCUAGGCAACGAUGUAAUUCUAUAGAUGAAUUAUUCAAUUCAACUAUUGCAUCAUUACCAUUGAUACAACGAGUGAAAUUCUAUCCGUUACUACGUGAAAAUGAGAGUAAGCCUAUGUGUUUCUAUGAUGAAUUGUAUAUGUGUACAUGUACGAAUGAAAAUUAUCCGAAUUGUUUCAAAUUUGCUCAUAAAAGCGAAUUUAAAUGUUCAAAUGAGAACUAUUGUCAAAAUGAUGCAAUGUGUUUACAAGAUGAUCCUCAAUGUCCAUCAAAUAUCAUUUGUAUUUGCUCGGAUUGUUAUUUUGGGACACAAUGUCAGUUUUACGCGAAAGGAUUCGGCUUAACACUUGAUGAUAUUCUUCGAUAUGAAAUUGAUUCACAAUUAAAUAUUUCUCAACAAAAAUUUUCGAUUAGAGCAAGUUUAGUUUUAACAACAAUCAUCUUUUUCUUUGGUCUAAUAAACGGAAUUUGUUCUUCUCUCACUUUUCGAAGAGAAAACUCGCAAAAAGUCGGUAGUGGUUUAUAUCUUUUCUCAUCAUCGAUCACUUCAAUGUUAACAAUGGCUAUUUUAAUCAUCAAAUUUUUGUAUUUUAUUCUUUCUCAAUUAAAUAUUAUUGAAAAUUCUCUUAUUCUCUACAUUGGUUGUAAAUCCAUUGAACCUUUACUUAAAAUUUUUCUUGCGACGGAUACAUGGUUCGAUGCAUGUGUUGCCAUCGAACGUGCGAUGACCAUAUUUCACGGUGUGAAAUUUAAUAAAACUCAAAGUAAACAAAUAGCGAAACGAAUUUGUUUUCUUCUACCAAUGAUAAUUCUUUUAACAUUUCUUCAUGAACUAAUCUAUCGAAAUCUAUUUAUUGAUCCCGAGGGGCAACGCACAAUGUGCGUUACUCAUUACAACCAUUUCUUGCAAAAUUACAAUUCAACAAUCAUUUGGAUUCAUUUUCUUAUCCCAUUUUUAAUCAAUCUAUGUUCACCUUUGUAUGUUAUUAUAAAUAUAAGGUGUUUACGAAGUACAGCACAAAAGAGUCAAACAUAUUUUCAGCAUUUAUCUAAAGAAUUUCUUGAACAUAAACAUAUCUUAAUAAGUCCGAUUAUAAUUAUCAUUUUAUCAGUACCACGUUUGGUCAUUUCACUGAUGUCUACUUAGCUCUGUCGUGCAUCAUGUCCUUCGGGUUGUGGUCCUCUCUGUGCAUCAGCCAAGUGUGUUAAUAAUACAUGUCGAAGUGUUGGUCCGUGUUCGAUUUGUCAAUGCACAAAUGCAAGCCAAUGCGCACAUCCGAUGAUAUGCGAAGAUUGCAAAAUAGGUUAUGGGCCAUUCUGUGCUCAAUCAGUGUGUAUUCAUGGAAGUUGUCACAUAAUUAGUCCAUGCUCAAAGGAAAUAAAAAAUACCACUCAAGAAUGUAAUUCAUGCUUUCAUCCUGAUUACUGUGAAGCGACAUGUCCCAAUGGAACAUAUCCACUUUGCGCUGAUUCCAAGUGUGUCAAUGGUAAAUGUGUUCAAAUAGCUCCAUGUUCGCUUUCUUUGAAUAAGCAACAAUGA
Adineta ricciae is the source of this 1758-nucleotide messenger RNA. NCBI's taxonomy places the organism in Eukaryota, Metazoa, Rotifera, Eurotatoria, Adinetida, Adinetidae. The record is from the annotation of a GenBank genome assembly.